Alternaria atra is the source of this 1185-nucleotide messenger RNA. RefSeq lists its product as uncharacterized. The transcript has 3 exons. The coding region runs from base 1 to 1185 and encodes 394 amino acids. Lineage: Eukaryota; Fungi; Ascomycota; Dothideomycetes; Pleosporales; Pleosporaceae. The record is from RefSeq and is a predicted model, not a curated record.
AUGCUCGCACCUUCCCUUCGCAUGCGCAGUAGACCCCUCCUCCAGCACCGACUAUCACAAGCCUGGAGAUUAGCACUCCGAAAGCCAGCAAGACUGCCCGUAGUACUUGUCUUUCCACAACAAACUUCGAGAUGCUAUUCUCAGAAAACGUCCAAAGUGCAAACGGGCGCUGGCACGACGACGCCUGUCCCCGAUAACGCUGAGCCGCCCAAAUCCAAGUUGCCUUUCUACUUUGAGGCUGGAUAUGCGCUUUUUGCAAAGAGGCCUUCACGGCCAUUUCCCCCGCCGUUCCUGUCGCUGCCUUCGACGAGUUUCUCUGAGCCCCUAAGUACGCACAACAAGAGUAGGGAUCGCCGACCGACCGUCAACGGGCAGAUGAUAAGAGGGGUUACAAACGGGGACGAUGCGGUACUGGUCAGCGAGAGCUUCAUUGCAGCAAACGAUGGCGUGGGGGCAUGGGCGACAAGAGAAAAGGGACAUGCCGCUCUAUGGUCUCGUUUAAUCGCCCAUUUCUGGUCCCUUGAAAUCGAUGGCGCAUCCUACUCCUCCACCUCCCCUCCAGAUCCCGUCACCUAUCUCCAAACCGCAUACGAACUCACCAAGCAAGCCACCUCCUCGCCCAACGAAUGGCACGGCACAACUACCGUCUGCGGAGCGCUUCUCGGUGCAGAUAACGAGCAGCCCAAUCACCCUUUACUCUACGUAACGCAACUAGGCGAUUCCCAAAUUCUCGUCAUACGACCAAGUAGCAAGGAGGUCAUCUACAAAACACAGGAGCAAUGGCACUGGUUCGAUUGUCCACGGCAACUGGGGACGAAUAGUCCCGAUACACCGGCCAGCAAUGCGGUUAUGGAUUGUGUGGAAAUCCAGGAAGAAGACGUUGUACUGGCACUCACGGAUGGCGUAGUAGACAAUCUGUGGGAACACGAGAUUGUCGAAAACAUAUGUGAAAGCAUAGAGAAGUGGAAUGGCGACAAGGAAAAGGAUACAGAAGAUCAGACUUAUGCUGAUGGCAUGCAAUUCGUAGCGAAGCAGCUAAUGAACGCUGCGAGAGAGAUUGCUCAAGAUCCGUUUGCAGAAAGUCCGUAUAUGGAGAAGGCGAUUGAUGAGGGCUUGUCCAUCGAAGGAGGAAAGCUUGACGACAUCAGUGUCGUAGCCGCACAGUGUAAACGGCGCAAAGGAUGA